This is a messenger RNA of Papaver somniferum (opium poppy), 1865 nucleotides long. RefSeq names its product protein FAF-like, chloroplastic. NCBI's taxonomy places the organism in Eukaryota, Viridiplantae, Streptophyta, Magnoliopsida, Ranunculales, Papaveraceae. The record is from RefSeq and is a predicted model, not a curated record. Bases 170 to 1675 code for a protein of 501 amino acids. The transcript is spliced from 2 exons.
UCAAAAAUUUUCAUCACUUCAAACUCCGUAGAAUAAUCAUCAGUUGGAACCUCAAAAAUCCAAAGCUCAAUUCUUGAAUUGAGCUCGAAGUUUCAUCGCUGGAUGCUUGUAUUGCUCUUCCGUUGUUUCAGAGUGAUACUUACUAUCUUAAAGAAAGUUUACAAUCAAGAUGUCAAGUGUAAACCAACAAGCACAAGGAUUUGGAUCAAUUCUAGGAUUUGAAUGUGAAAAAACAAAAUAUAACACUACUACUAAUUCAAUAAGGAGGACUCUUUCAGCAGUUGACAUGUCUUCUAAAAAAUGGUUAAGUAGUACUCAGUCUGAAGUUUCACCAUUAAGAAAGAUUGCUUCUUCUGAUGAACUACAAAUUGCUGCUGAUCAAGAUAUUGUUGAAGAAAAGAAUGAUCUUUCUCAACAACAACAACCAGGACAGGUUGAUAUUUGGUGUUCAAUUCUAACCCAAAAUUCAUCACAUCUUCCACCUCCUUAUGUUCAUCCUCUUGUGAAACAAUCCAAGAGUUGUUUAUCUCUUAAAAGCCUUGAGAUUUGUACUGAAAACUUAGGUUCUGAAUCUGGGUCUGAUGGUUAUCCUCAUUCAGAUAUCAGUCUUUCUGAUACUGAAGAACAAGAAGCAAUUGAACAAGUAGUUGUAGUAAAAGAGAGAUCAGAGUUGGUCAAAGUUGAUAAGAAUGAAGUAGAGGUAGUAAACUACAGUAAGAAGUACUCAUCACCACCACCAGCAGCUUGUAGAUCAUUCCCACCCCCACUUAAAUCACUCUCUAAAUUCCCACCUCCACUGAAAUCACUCUCUAAACCAGGAGGCGGUGGCAUUCAAAUGAAAACUCAUCGUAAAGAUGGAAGAUUAGUUCUUGAAGCUGUCUCUGUUCCUACUUCUAUAAACUUCUUCAAUGCUCAACGUCGAGACGGUCGUCUUGUUCUAACUUUUGUUUCACCCAUCCGAGAAUCCAAAUCUGAAUCAGAAGAUAUUUUCGAAACCGAUGAGGAGGUAGACCUCGAAUGUAGUCAUGAUAUUGAGAUUGAAGAUGAAGAAGCAGAAGAAAACAAAGGGAUUUUGUUGGAAAUGAUUCCAAAACUGCCAACUGGAGUGAUAAAUGUUCACAGAUCAGCACUUAUGGUGAAUAAGUUUACAGGUCUGACAAACAACAGGAAUAACCUAAUAUCUUGCUGGUCAUCAUCAUCAACAAAACUACUACCACAAUCACUACCAAUAUCACCACAACCAACAUUAGCUUCAGGGGCACCACGAUUAGUACCGAAACAACAAACCGUCGCGGCCACUGCUGCAGUGGUAGAGCCUACUUUCAACAAAUAUGAGUACUGUUGGCGAAAGGAUACUACAUCGUCAAUGGUACCAGUUAGUGGAAUUCAUCAUCUACUUAACCAACAACAAUCACUACCCAACACCAAAAAGACUUACAACCACCACCACCAUAAUAACGAUAAUAAUCUCUUAACCCGUAAGAAUAAUUAUUACAUCAACAAUAAUAAUAACAAUUCAAAAGGAGGUCAUGAUUAUAAGGAGGAGAAACAGAUGAAUGGUAUUAGAGAAAAGCAGGUUGUUGAUCAACAUUUGAUAGUCCCAGCUUUCUGCAAACCGGAGCCAAGGAAAACUUCAGUGUUUUGGGAACCUCCUCACUGCAUUGCCACAUCUUAAUUAAUUCGUCGAAAACAUUUUUACUUCUGGUAUUAAUCAUGGAGAGUAUAUUAGAUGAGAUAUGAUGCAGAGUAUAUGUGAUAGCGGCCGGGGUGUCAACAUUGUUAUAAAAUAGUAACAAACGGAACACUGUAAUUUGUGAAUGAGAGAUAUUUAAUUUUGAAAUAAAAAUUGAUAUUAUUAUUACGAA